AUAAAUGCGGCCGGUUAGGUGAAUAUUUGAAAGAAACACAAAACUCGAUCGUUAGAAAAAAAAAAGUCAAAAAAAAGAAGCUUCUAUCUUAUGAAUUUAAUCAAUGUCUCUCUCCCCUUGCUUUAUAUCAAUUUAUUUCAACCUCAAUAUCUAGAAAACAAAAAAAGGGUACACAGUCCCUUCGGCAAAUUCUGUUAAAUUUUCUCAAAGGUUUUACAUAGUUUGUUCUCUUUAUCUCUUGAAUUGAAUUCAUCAUCAAUGACGGACCAACAGAAAAUCCAUCCCGUCCCAGAUGUUGAAGCAUCGCCACAAACGUCCCCAACUGCUCCCUUGAUGGUUCAGAGCUCUUCAAAAUCCGACAGGGGUAACCCUGUCGAGGAAUAUCCACCUCCCCAUCGCAAUUUUCCUGUUGUGCACUCGAAAACUCCUAAGAAAAGAAGUUGUUGCUGCAGGUGCUUGUGUUGGACAGUGUCUCUACUCUUGCUGCUAAUCGUUAUUCUGGGGAUAAUUGUUGGCAUCUUAUUCCUUGUUUUCCGACCAAAGCUACCAAAAUAUUCUAUCGACAGUUUGGAGAUAACCCAAUUCAAUCUUAGUUCUGUCGAUUCUAGCUUAUCGGCUACCUUUGAUGUUACUAUUACUGCAAGAAAUCCCAACAAAAGAAUCGGCAUAUAUUACGAAGGUGGUAGCCGUUUAACCGUCUGGUACACUGAAACAAAACUAUGUGAAGGGUCGAUACCAAAAUUCUACCAAGGUCAUCGGAACACAACCAUGCUGGUUUUGCCUUUGUCAGGACAAAUCCAGAACGGUACUGGCUUGCUCACGACGCUGCAACAACAGCAGCAGGAAACAGGAAACAUUCCUUUGAGACUGAGGGUCAAACAGCCUGUGAGGAUUAAGCUCGGGAAGUUAAAGCUCAUGAAAAUGAAGUUCUCGGUUAGGUGCAGGCUAGUGGUGGACGCUUUAUCUGCUAACAACGCCAUCAGUAUUCAGAGUAGUAGCUGCAAGUUUAGGCUUAGGCUGUAGUACUCUAAUUUCUAACCGCUGGAGCUAUAUUACUUAAUUCAUACUUUUAUAUUUUAUUUAUUUAUUCUCUUUAAUGUUCCAUAAAAUUGGAGGAUUUUUAUGGGGUUUUGUCCUCCAUACUUUGGUUUAUUGGUAUCUGUGUAAUUCGCAUUCUAUUUAUUUCAAGACAUAUAUUAUUACAAUAG
Messenger RNA from Durio zibethinus, 1208 nucleotides. Its product is annotated as NDR1/HIN1-like protein 6. Gene Ontology annotation, biological process: defense response to other organism. Gene Ontology annotation, cellular component: plasma membrane. NCBI's taxonomy places the organism in Eukaryota, Viridiplantae, Streptophyta, Magnoliopsida, Malvales, Malvaceae. The record is from RefSeq and is a predicted model, not a curated record.